This is a messenger RNA of Liolophura sinensis, 7392 nucleotides long. Its product is annotated as WW domain-containing adapter protein with coiled-coil-like. Gene Ontology annotation, cellular component: nucleus. The transcript has 12 exons. NCBI's taxonomy places the organism in Eukaryota, Metazoa, Mollusca, Polyplacophora, Chitonida, Chitonidae. The record is from RefSeq and is a predicted model, not a curated record. Gene Ontology annotation, molecular function: RNA polymerase II complex binding; chromatin binding. Gene Ontology annotation, biological process: regulation of autophagy; positive regulation of TORC1 signaling. The coding region runs from base 91 to 2022 and encodes 643 amino acids.
GAGAGAAUUUAAUACACAUGAUUUUAGCGUUAUUUUUAUCCUGAAUUACACUUCAGUGUACUGCAAAGUACCCCCUUUAUAAUAGCAUUAAUGGUAAUGCAUGCAAGGAAACAUCCACGCCUCAUCAAUGAUGGGUACUACGACAGAAAGGACACCCGUCUGUAUCAGAGUACCCAGUACCCGCCUAAAAACCACCAGGGGGGUCACCCUGACAGGUACGCACGGAGAGACUCCCCAUCCUUCAGAAACAGAGACGACAGCCCCAGCAGUCGCCGCAGUCCUCGAUACGCUAACAAAGCUUCGUAUAUUGAAAGAGGCCGAGAAAAGCUGCAGCAAGGUUCCACCAGCUCGCCGGGAGAUUGGCGCGCCAACCAUUAUGGUGGAUCUAGCAGCAACGCUAACGGCGGUGGUUACGACAGAGCUUCUAAGGCUGCUAAAGAGUCGGCCAGCUCUGGCAAGGAUUCCAAGGAAAGGGAUCACAGAUCAGAGGUACACAAGUCGGCGGUGGGCUUGUCGGGGGACUGGUCUGAACAUAUCAGCUCAUCGGGGAAGAAGUACUACUACAAUUGUCGCACAGAGGUCUCGCAGUGGGAGAAACCCAAGGACUGGGUUGACCUCCCUGGAAGCCGAGGUUCUGACAGCAGAUCAAAAGACAGCAGGUCAAGCAGUAACAGACAGCCAGCCUAUACCUCAAACAAAUCCUCUGGAGAUGGGGGUCGACAUUCCAGCGCUGGAGACAGAGACAGACCAUACAGGGCAAGUAACCAUGGCAACAGGGGCUCUUUUUCCGGCAGUAAAAACACGGACAGAUCUGGCGGCCUUUAUUCCGGCCAACCCACGUCUUCAGCCGCCUCCCACGGUCAGCCACAGGGAGACUAUAAGUUUUCAAAUGCCGGAGGGAGCAGUGGGCACCCCCAUCACAACUACGGCCCGAUGGACGAUGGCACGUACAAAGACAGAAGGAAUCAUAGUGUUUAUCCUGCUCAUAGUGGCUCGCACUCGGGCUAUAAGCGGGAGCGAAGAGACAGCGACAACAGCAGUCGCCAAAUGACCGGACAUUAUUCUUCACGGAGUACCGAGAAGAGAGCGACGGAAAACGACCGGAGAGGUUCGCACCAAACAGAUGACAUGGAUAUAUCCCCGACUAACACACCACCGUACAGCCGUCAGAAUUCUCGCCUCAGCGGCACACCUAUUCUCCCCUCCUCCAGCACCCCGAUAACGGUGACGACGCCUACGUGGGCCCAAGCCUAUUCCGGGAGUGGAGUCUGUCUUACCCACACCUCCCCGCCGGUCAACUCCUCACAUGGCCACCCCUCCAUAAAUACACUACUCAGCCCCUCAGCCCGACCUAACAAUCAGGAUCAUGAAUUUACUCAAAAAGCCUUGCAAACUCUUCAGAAGUUACAAGAAGCGUUGAGUCAGCAACUGGCGAGAACAGUUCCAAGUUCCUCUCCUGGUGGAUUGACGUUGUCCAAUCAAGACCUUCUGUCAAAUCAGGCCCAACGCCCACAUGGGACACACUUGGUAUCUAGUGCGGGAAGCAUGGGUCAGACCGGCGUGACGCUAAUGAGUAUGGGCAGUGUGCCCACAUCACAAUCGCUCCACCAUCAGCACCAGGCGUUGCAUGACGACAUGGAAAAAGGGCGCGAAACGCCACGCUCAGAGAAAAGUGUGCGGUCCGGGAGCCCUACCCCAAGUGUCAGCAGUAGUAAGGAUGCCCCUGUGGGGUCCAGCGCCCUGCCUGUGGCAGGCAUCAGACACACAACUCCCCAGCUGACGCCGUCCCUAGCCAAUCACUUCAAUGAAAAAUUAAUUAGUCAUGUCCAGGGUUGGCAGGCAGACCAUGCAGAAAGACAGGCGAACCGGUUCAUGGAGGAAUACUUGACAAUCGGCAGCGUUCAUUGUCAACAUGUGUCAGUGGAACUUAAGAGGGCUCGCUCCCUGGUGCGACUAGCUGCAAUACAAUCAACGUUGCACGAACAAAGAUGUGUUGCGUUAAACGCGCUCAAAAAUCAAUGAGACACGGCUAGUUUUUAAACUCCUGUAUAAAUAUAUUAAUUGUAAAGUUAUGAAAACAAAAAAAAAAAGUGCGGUUGUCUGUGAACGAAGCCUUUGACUCAGCCUUGGGGGCUGAGUGUUUUUUGUUUUUUUUUUUUCCUUAUGGUCAUUUGUGUGUCCACCAAUACGGAUUACUGGGAUAUACCUGUCACUGUUGGAAAUCGUCAAACGUCAUGGGCGAUUGGGUGAGUGGCUAGUUUACUAACAAACUCUGUCCGCUAAGAUGGAGCUACAUGUGUAUGUAUUUUGCUGUUACUGCUCCUGUUCCUCUCAGUUAGAAUUGCAAUUUUGGUUACUUAAAGAUUUUUUUUUUUUUUUUCUUUUUCAUUACACAUAUUCAUUUGUUAACAAAGAUUCAUAUACAUGUUUUUCUUCUUGUUAAUUUUUAUUUUGUUUGUCUACUGUAGUACUUGAAAGUGUUAAAUUCUUUUUUACCAUUCACUUCUGUCUUGAAUAAAGAAAUUUACAUGCAUUUUCCGAUCAAGAACCAAAAGAGCCUAUUUUAUAAUGCCUGAAGUGCUGCUUUCAGUUAAAAUUUCUUGGAAUCUAGCACUGAGCACCUGGGUGACUGCAUUUUCCAGUAGGUUUGACUUCCUUGUAAAAGCUUUGCAGUUCAUUUCUUGCGGCUUUAUUUGUUGAUUCGUUUACUACACGAGCAUUUCUAUGUUAUCUGUACAUGUACCUUGUAUGUACUGUAAUACAAUGCACAUUAAUGCUCUGCUAUUAAAUUAUGCAGGAAGCUACUGCUGGCUAUCUCAUCAUUGCUGGUUGAUUUGAUUCAUAUAAACAUUUGACAUGCUUUCGGGUUGACUGUUGAAUGGUUAAUGUAGAUUGUUCUUUGUUGAAUUGAUUUGUACCCUUCUGGUCAACUUAGCUUUUAGAAGGGUAUUGUUUGUAGUGGUCUUUAGAAGGCUGUGACCAGCUACUAGAACUCAGGGCACACUUGCAUGAAGCCGCAUUAAAGCUAAGUGCAUGUAACUACCAUGGCGAAGCAAUGCCUACAGUGCUGGUUGGCAUGGUACUUCCAUGCUCUCAACAUUACGAGGGCUUCAUGCAAGUGGGCCCUGGCUCGCAUGCAGCCUAAAUGGUUUCCUAUCAAACACAGCAGCCAGUCAGCGCAGGCUUUAUUGUACAUUGUUACAAAUUAAAUUUUUGUCCAACAGGGAAAAGCAUCUAAAUUACUGUAUUUAACACAUCUAAAGGUUAGUUUGUAAAAAUGAAGUUUCAGAAGACCUUAAAAUACUACUUUUGAUGCCAGGUCUUUUUUAAUGAGAAAUUACUGUAAAUCCACGACCUUUUCAAACCACUAAAGCACUUUUUUCAGUGAGAUUUAAACAUACAAAUAUUAAAGGAAAAAACUGCUAAAAAUGAUCAGUGUGUGUCGUUAAAUAUGCAAGCUUCAUAAAACUGUACAAAUUAUUUCUCUACACCGCAUGGUUCUCUCAGAAUGUUUCAAAAUAUUGGCUGCAGAGGCAGUUGAAAAGGUUGAAGAAUUAUUGUAAUCAAACUGUCGUGCUACAAGGUGGAUGAAUCCAUCAGCUUCAAGCUAAGUGUGCUCCCUGAAAAAUGCAAAAAGUUUAGGUGAAGUAGAAAUAUAGUGUUGUCCUACAGGAAGAUACAUUUUCUACCUGUAGGUGUAUGCACAUCUGUACAUCUGCCCUUUUUGGUUUGGUCCCAAGUAGGACAGGAAAAUGUAAUUAUUUCUCCUCUGUCUGUUUAGAUGAAAGAAGCAAGGUGGAAUACGUAUCACCAGUAAUGCAGUAGUUUCAAUUAUUAGUCGUAGUCAAGACAUAGAAUUAAUAAGUUUCCAACUUCACAAGUUCACUGAAAUAGAAAGUACUAAGCUGGCAACAUGACAAAGUGCUACUGACAUAAGUAUUGACCAGUAUUGAGGGCUUGUAACAAAGUAGAGUCACACAUUAUGCUUAUCUGUUUUUGCCUGCCUGAUACACAUACUGUAGUUUUGUUCACCUGAUAAAAUAUGUUUCAGUCCUUUGUUUUGAAGAUACAGCACCGUGUCCUACAUAUCGAAUGAUAGCCUAUUGGGGAAAAUUCAACUUUCAGCACCAGAGUUAAUAUUUAUUUGCCCAUAAAAAUGUAUUUUUCGUGCAAAUUUUAAGGGCAAAUUCAUUUUUUUACGCUUUACAUUACAAAUUAGCAAAUUCUGAGGGCAUUGUUCUGUGUAGACUGGUAAAAUUAGACUUUUUGUUAAGCUCUGACAUUUGCAAAUCUGACCAAUUUAGUUUUGUCUGUACAUUAAUAUCUAUCAGAGGUUGGGGACUCUUCCAGUGCAAGUCUUUACUAUGCACAUGUAAUGAUCUGCAAUUUAUUGCUUUUGCAGUUCCUUAAUUUCAAGGUUACCUGCUCUACUGUUCUUGUACAGAUACAUGUGUACUAAGAUCUGUCAGUUUUGUCGAAGCAAAUGCGAUCAGGCGUACGGUAAUUCUUCAACCUUUUCAGAUGUUUGCAAGGUGUUUAUUCAAGCUUGUUCUGAAGGUAUUAUUCUGUGUUGACUGAUAAAAUUGUGUAUUUUUUUUUGAAGCCCUGGAUGAUCUAGCCAUUGUAGUUUCGUCUCCAAAAUGAAAUUAAGAUAUGCAUAAAUUGCACUGAAAGUUGAAAAGUUGAGGAAUUAGGGUACAUAUAUAUACUGUCUUUGCAGUAAGAUUUUUUAUUACUGUAAUUUCUAAUUUUAGCAACAAAUUUGCAUGCUAAGGCUGAUUUCAUACACUUGCAUUAAGGUUACACCCCUGUCCAAUUUAUAUAUGUAAAUGUAGGUGAAACAAGAAGGGUCUCUGUUGAAUGAAAUCCUGGCAGCUAAAACUGCUGACAUGCUUACACGUGUAGAUGUAUUGUUUCUUCCUGUGCUAGAAUGUUGCUUGCUGGACAAGGAACAACUUCUCAAAUUCCUCAUUCUAGGAGUUGCAGAGACGGCUUUGUUAGCAUUUUCAAACACAAAAACCUUGCAGAAGUACGUAUAAUUGACUGUAUUUUACCAAAAGUUUGAUAGGUAAAAACACACUCUUAGAAACACAUAACUGUGAACGUUUUAAAAUGAUACUAUUGAUGCCAACACUUACAUUUAGGUUUUGCUGAUCAGAAAUUAGUUAGACUUCAGCAAAACAAGGUCGAUGAGUCAAUCAGAGCCAAGCAAAAUGUGUCACUUGAAAAAGGCUAAUUUCCAGGUGAAAUACAGUACACCUGUAGUUGUUCAGGUGCAUGAAACCUGCCAUAAUUCAUCUGUUCUAUUUAUGGACCUCUAUACUACAGUUGUGCAUCAUGUGACGACUUAAAUCUAACAACCCAAUCAAGAUACAUUUACACCUCAGACAACUUGAUGAAUCUUUCAUAGAGUUUCAGAAUUUGUCUUUCUUGAUAUCUCGGUAGGAAGUCAACAAUACCUUAUUUUGGUUCCAGUGGUGCAUUUUGUGUAAUAGGGACGAAGGGGACAUAACUGAAGACAUUUGAGUGGAAUAUUAAAUUCUUUCUUCAUAGCUUUUUCUCAAGCGUGAUAUUUUUUUUUAUCAUUAAUCAAGGCCCAGAUGGUCAGAAGAGUGUUAACAGUACAUGUAAAGUCAGGCUUAAUACUAGUUUAUCCUGACACAAAAUAAAUGGGGCAUUAGUUAAUACUGUGGUGAAAAUUAAUACCAUGUUUAAGUUCUUGUGAACAGUUGGGCCUAGGGGCCCUUUUCACAAAGCACAUGUAACAUUACGUGUACUUAGCUUCCAUGGAGACCAAUACUGUAGGUGUUACAUCAUCAUGGUACUUACAUUAACAGGGCCCAGUUGUUCAAAACUGCUUAAGACUUAAUACCAGAUUUAACUUUAAGCCAAGUCUUUAAUUUAGUACUUGGCCUUAAAAAUUGUGUACCAGUAUAUUAAAUAUGAACUGAAACUGCUGCUGAUAUAAUUUUACUUUGGAGAACUGCAUUGGCUGUGAGAUUGUCUAAAAUUUUAAAUAUAAAAUAUGACUUAAUACCAGUAUUAGCUAAUACACUUUCGAACAACUGGGCCCAGAUGACCAAGAUCCUCCGUUUGGAUACUUCCAUUGGCGUUUAGUUUUGUGUAGUAUAGGGAUGGAAUAAAUUGCCAUCUUGUACUCAAGAUUAAAACGUUUUGACAGUUUCCCAGUGAUAGUGUGUCACCUGUAUCCAUAAUAAUGGAGACAUACAUGUAACAUUUGACCUAAUGGCAACACGCUACUCCCAAGGUUCACGAUGGACAAGUGUAGGCCCUGCCGUCUCAAGCUGAAGAUAUAUAUAUUUUGCUAUAAAUGUUCACCAGCCAUGAUUGACUGAGUGUGCUAUGUGAGGGUGUGAUUGUAGCAUUCACUCAGCCUGCCACAAAGGUGGUCUUGUCCAGAAAUAAGCUUUUUCUUCUUCUUACUGCACAUGUAUUUUGUGUAUACAUUGGUUACAAGAGGCUUGAGACAGACUUACGGUCAGCAUUUGUGGAGAAUGGCUUGUGAGAACGCUAGGAUGAGAGUCCGAGCAAACAGUUCAUAUAAUUAAACUGUCAUCUUUCAAACUGAAAAUGGAAGUGAAUGUAGAUGCAUUAUUAACAUGGUUACGUACUAAAACGUUAAAAUUUAUAGUAUAAACAUGUAUCAGUUUUUAAGCGAGACACAGCUUUAUUAAUUAGAGGAGAUCUGUAAGGGUAAUCAGAAGUCCAGGAUAAUUGUAAUACGUAUGGUACAAAGGAAUAUUUUUGUUACUUGACGGUGGAUAUAAUACUGGUAAUAAUUCUGGGUUGAUUAAAUGAAGAGAUCUGCCAAUUUGUAAUGGUGUAAUUCUUCUCAUUUUUGGGACAGGUAUUAGUAGUGUUGAAAGUGGUGUAUUACAUUUCUUUACCAGGCUUUUGGAAAAGUAAAGAUAUGAGUAUGUUGUUCAUUAGAUGGUCUAACCAUGUGAGAAAAAAAGGAACUCAAUAUUGCUGCUAGAAUUACAGAUGUAUUGGCUAAAAUGAGCAGACCAGGUGUCCCAAAAAUUAGAAGAAAUAGGGUAUGUAGAUGAUUGAUCAGAAUUCCUGCACAUCACUGAAGAUUUCUCACACUUGCAUGUCAUUUACUUGUAUGCUACUGUUGGGAAUUCUCACCCAUGUACAUCUGCUGGUGUGGUACUGUUGGGAAUUCUCACCCAUGUACAUCUACUGGUGUGGUACUGUUGGGAAUUCUCACCCAUGUACAUCUACUGGUGUGCUACUGUUGGGAAUUCUCACCCAUGUACAUCUACUGGUGUGCUACUGUUGGGAAUUCUCACCCAUGUGCUUGCAUGCUACUGUUGGGAAUUCUCACCCAUGUACAUCUACUGGUGUGCUACUGUUGGGAAUUCUCAC